Sphaerodactylus townsendi is the source of this 2661-nucleotide messenger RNA. It is a transcript of the gene OPLAH, whose product is annotated as 5-oxoprolinase, ATP-hydrolysing. Gene Ontology annotation, cellular component: cytosol. The transcript has 17 exons. Lineage: Eukaryota; Metazoa; Chordata; Lepidosauria; Squamata; Sphaerodactylidae. Gene Ontology annotation, molecular function: 5-oxoprolinase (ATP-hydrolyzing) activity. The record is from RefSeq and is a predicted model, not a curated record. Bases 115 to 2652 code for a protein of 845 amino acids. Gene Ontology annotation, biological process: glutathione metabolic process.
CGUGGCCGGAGGGAGUGGGGGCGUGGCCAGAGGCUCCUCGACGGCGUCCCCGGCUCGGCUUCUCCGCGCUGCAGCCGGUGCGGGUGGCGGUGCGGGCGGCUGCGACGGGCGGCGAUGGCGGCCCCGGGGGCGCGCUUCCAGUUCGCCAUCGACCGCGGCGGCACCUUCACCGACGUCAUCGGCGCGCGGGCACUCGGCGGGCGCGUCCGCGUGCUGAAGCUGCUCUCCGAGGACCCCGCCAACUACCGCGACGCGCCCACCGAGGGCAUCCGCCGCAUCCUGCAGGAGGAGUGUGGCACCCCGUUCCCGAAAGACCAGCCGCUGGACACCUCGCACGUCGAGUGGAUCCGCAUGGGCACCACGGUGGCCACGAACGCCCUGCUGGAGCGGAAGGGCGAGCGGCUGGCCUUGCUGAUCACCAAGGGCUUCCGGGACCUGCUGUACGUGGGCACCCAGGCCCGGCCCAAGAUCUUCGACCUGGCCGUGUCCGUGCCGGAGGUCCUGUACGAAGCGGUCGUGGAAGUGGAUGAGCGCGUCGUCCUUCAUCAGGAGGGAUGUCAGCUUUUUGGCGAUGGCCAGCCAAUCAAAAGUGUGACAGGCGUAACUUCACUUGGUGGUGCAGCCGCACUCUGUGGAUUCCCUGGAUGCCCUAAAGGGGCGGGGCUGCCAUCGAGACUGUUUGCAAAGGGAUCCCUGCUGCCUGAUCAGCACCUCUGGCGGAUUCUGCCUGAGCAAAGCCUUUUAGAAGCUGGGAACGGGGCCCAGAGGUGGCACCAUCAUUUCAGACACAAGCCGGGCAUAAGGGAAUGCCAAGAAGUGGUACCUGCACGGGAGGAGCAAAGUGGGGCCUGUUCUUGCAUUGCAAACUUGGCGGGGGAGGGGGGAGGGGGCUGUCUUUGUGGUAGAAGCUACUAUAGUAACCAAGGCUGGUGUACAACAGGCCCCGUGUUGAUCUUGCGGAGCGUUUGUCCCGGGGACGGGUCUGGGGAGAGGCACGUCAGGAAUCCUGCAGAGGGAGGCUCUGCCGCAAAACCUCCGGGGAGGCCGAUGUCUCUCACAGCAGAAGCAAGCGGGGGACUGGCCGGACUUGGAGGAUCGGCUGUUCCUGACAGGUGGCCCAACCAUGAGCAGCAGGUGGGGGCCUUGGCCCGUGAUCUGGGCUUCCGGCAAGUGUCGCUUUCCUCAGAGGUGAUGCCGAUGGUGCGGGCCGUGCCCCGUGGCUACACCGCGUGUGCGGACGCCUACCUCACCCCUUGCAUCAGCCGCUAUCUGGAAGGGUUUCGGGCUGGCUUUGCUUCCCAACUCCAGGGUGUGCCAGUCUUGUUCAUGCGCUCUGACGGCGGCCUCACGCCCAUGGACGCCUUCAGCGGUUCUCGCGCCAUCGUGUCAGGCCCUGCCGGUGGAGUCGUGGGCUACGCGGUCACCACCUACCGCCAGGAGGGUGGGCUGCCUGUCAUUGGCUUCGAUAUGGGUGGGACCUCCACGGACGUGAGCCGCUACGCAGGGGAGUACGAGCACGUCUUUGAGGCCACAACUGCUGGCAUCAGCAUCCAGGCCCCACAGCUGGACAUCAACACGGUGGCUGCUGGGGGCGGCUCGCAGCUCUUCUUCAGAUCUGGGCUCUUUGUGGUUGGCCCCGAGUCAGCGGGGGCUCAUCCGGGACCCUCUUGCUACAGGAAAGGAGGGCCCCUGACUGUGACGGAUGCCAACCUGUGCCUCGGCCGUCUUCUGCCCGAGUAUUUCCCGUGCAUCUUUGGGCCCCACGAGGACCAGCCGCUCUCGCAGGACGCCCCCCUGCAGGCCUUUCGGAAGCUCACUGCCGACAUCAAUGCCUUCCUGGGGCCCUGGUCAGCCCUCAGUGUGGAGGAAGUGGCCCUGGGCUUCAUCCGGGUGGCCAACGAAGCCAUGUGCCGGCCGAUCCGCGCCUUGACGCAGGCACGGGGCCACGAUACGGCGCGUCAUGUGCUUGCCUGCUUUGGUGGUGCUGGGGGACAGCACGCCUGUGCCGUCGCUCGGAUCUUGGGCAUGAGAAGAGUGUUUAUCCACAAGUACAGCGGGAUCCUGUCGGCCUACGGGCUGGCUCUGGCCAAUGUGGUGCACGAGGCCCAGGAGCCGUGUGCGCUGGUCUAUGCCCCCGAGGCCUUUGCCCGGCUGGACGAGCGGGUGGCAGCCCUGGAAGAGGAGUGUGUCCAGGCUCUGGUGGCCCAGGGCUUCCGCAGAGCCCAGAUCAGCACGGAGGCCUUUCUCCACAUGCGCUACGAGCGGACGGACUGCGCUCUCAUGUGCUCGGCGAAGGGCCACCCGGCCACUCCCGCCUCCUGCCACUCCGGUGACUUCAGGGCUUCCUUCGCUACCAGAUACUUGCAGGAGUUUGGCUUCACCAUCCCCAGCCGGGCCGUCCUGGUGGAUGACAUCCGGGUGAGGGGCACCGCCACCAGCGGGCUGGGUCAGGAGGAGCCGGUGCCCGCCAGCAAGGCAGCCGCCCGGGUCGAGAAGGUGACUCGCUGCUAUUUUGAGGGGGGCUACCAGGACACCUGCAUCUACCUGCUGGAGGAUCUCUCCUGGGGCCACUGCGUCCCGGGCCCCAGCAUCCUGAUUGAUCAAAACAGCACCAUUCUGGUUGAGCCGGCCAGCUGUAAUGGGCGGCUGUGACCUCGCCUU